UCGGUGCACGUGACUCUCUUUAGCUCACAAGCAGAGGUUUAGUCUUGUGUGCAAUAUUUUGCGCUAAGAGUUAAGAGUUCAUUUAUUAGAAGAACAAGAGUCAGUAGAGAGACAUGUCAAAAGGUCAGUCACUAGGUGUCCCUGAUGAUCAGGACAAGUUGCUCGGUGAAGCUCUCAAGCAAGUCGAUAAAAGUUCGUUUGAAAUGAAGACUUGCCUUGAUAACGACAAGUUGAUGGAUGCACUUAAACAUGCUUCAUCAAUGCUCAGUGAACUGAGAACAUCACUGUUGUCACCAAAGAGCUAUUAUGAAUUAUAUAUGGCAAUAUCGGACCAGUUGCGGCAUCUAGAACAAUUCCUAUUCGACGAGUUUGAGAAAGGAAAGAAAAUGUCAGAUCUUUACGAGCUGGUUCAAUAUGCUGGGAACAUAGUCCCUAGGCUAUAUCUAUUAGUAACAGUAGGUACGGUUUACGUCAAAGCUAAGGAAGGUUCCAGGAAGGACAUACUCCGUGAUUUGGUUGAGAUGUGUCGCGGGGUACAGCACCCAUUGAGAGGAUUGUUCCUGAGGAAUUACCUGCUACAAUGUACUCGUAACCUCCUCCCAGAUUCUUCUAAUGAUGAGCUUGAUGGUACAGUCCAUGACUCCAUUCAGUUCAUACAGCACAACUUCUCUGAGAUGAACAAGCUUUGGGUCCGAAUGCAGCAUCAGGGCCACACGAAGGAGAAGGACCGGAGAGAGAAGGAGAGGCUGGAGCUCCGUAUCCUUGUCGGGACCAAUCUCGUCCGUCUCUCCCAGCUAGAGGCAGUCGACAAGUCCUUGUAUUUGAAAUCGGUCCUUCCUAACAUAUUGGAGCAGGUGGUGAAGUGUCGGGACGCCAUAGCCCAAGAGUAUCUAAUGGAGUGUAUUAUUCAAGUGUUUCCUGACGAGUUCCACCUGGAGUCACUCAAUCCUUACUUAAAGACUUGUGCUGAUCUCCAAGAGUUUGUUAAUGUUAAAGGUAUCAUUAUUACACUGAUUGAUCGUUUGGCUGCUUUUGCUCAUCGCUCUGACAUUUCUGCCAUACCCGAAGACAUCAAACUGUUUGACAUCUUCCAACAAGAAAUUGCCAUCGUUAUACAAAGUCGACCAAAUAUGGAAACAGAGGACAUAGUUGCCCUUUAUGUGUCCCUGGUUAAUCUUGCCAUCAAGUGUUAUGCUGACCAGUUGAAUUACGUCGAUGAUGCUUUAAAAUCGACCCAAGAAAUCUUGACAAAGAAAGACAUGAGCAAAGUUGGUAGCAACACUUCGACUGGUCGUGAGUUGCAGCAGCUGCUUAAGGUUCCCAUUGACGGCUAUGAUGCCGUCCUGACUGUCCUUAAGCUAGAGAACUACUCCUCCAUUUUGAAACACUUUGAUUAUGAUGGUCGCAAGUCGCUAGCCGUCUACCUUUUACAAGCGAUCCUAGACAAGAACGAAGCCAUCACGUCUUGGACCCAAGUUGAGACACUUUUUGAUCUGAUAUCUCCACUUCUAUACGAUGAAGCAGACCAACCUACUGAUGAGCCUGAUCCGGAAGACUUUUCAGAGGAGCAAGGUAUGGUAGCUCGACUUAUUCACCUUUUCAAAGCUCAAGCACCCGACCAGCAAUAUCAGAUUAUCAAUAAUUCGAAGAAGGUGUUUGUUAAAGGCGGAGACUCUAGAGUGGUCCAUACUCUCAUACCAGUAGUGUUCUCUAGCUACCGUCUAGUCGUCGCUUACAGAUCAAUACAGGAAACUGACAGUAAAUGGUUUCAAAAGUGUGAGAGGAUAUUUCAACUGAGUCUACAGACAAUAUCUGAGCUCUGCAAGCUAGCGCCUGAGCCGUCGCUGAGACUUUACUUACAAGGAGCUCUGACUGCUGAUGGAGUUGGCAAUGAAACCAUUGCUUAUGAGUUCUUGACACAGGCAAUCACACUAUAUGAGGAAGAUAUAUCAGAUUCUCGUGAGCAAGUUGUCUGUUUAACUUUAAUAGUUGGCACAUUUGAAAGCAUGGCAUCACUAGAAGAAGAGAAUCAUGAGGCAGUCAGAACUAAAUGUGCUGUGGCCUCAUCGCGUUUACUUAAAAAGCCGGACCAGUGUCGAUGUGUAGCAGCAUGUGCUCAUCUCUUCUGGUCAGCUAAAGUCUCUGAUGGGAACGAACCAACUGAAUGUCAUGACAGUAAACGUGUAAUGGAGUGUCUAAAGAAGAGUGGCCGUAUAGCCAACCAGUGCAUGGACAGCGUGGUCCAAACUCAAUUACUAGUCGAACUACUCAACGUCUACAUUUUAUUCCUAGAGAAAGGAAACAAUGAAAUAUCGCAGCAAUUCUUAAACCAAUUGAUUGAAAAGAUCAAGGGAAACAUUGAGGGCUUAGAUAAAAACGAAGAGACGGAGCAAGUCAUCCAACAUUUUGAGAAUACUCUUACUCACCACAGACAAAGCAAACAGCAGUCUGAAGCUGAUUGACCAUAACUAGAUAAUAUAAUUAUACUAUUACUAUUGAACAGCUAGUCUUUGUCUCUUUCUCUUUGUUUGUGCGUGUGUAUUUUACAAUUAUUAUUAUUAUUAAUUAUUUUGUUGCUGAUUUUGUGUGUUUUCUAUACCUGAUAUUAAAAUAAAUAAUAA
Messenger RNA from Amphimedon queenslandica, 2621 nucleotides. Its product is annotated as vacuolar protein sorting-associated protein 35-like. Gene Ontology annotation, biological process: intracellular protein transport; retrograde transport, endosome to Golgi. The transcript has 17 exons. Bases 114 to 2462 code for a protein of 782 amino acids. Gene Ontology annotation, cellular component: late endosome; retromer, cargo-selective complex; retromer complex. The record is from RefSeq and is a predicted model, not a curated record. Lineage: Eukaryota; Metazoa; Porifera; Demospongiae; Haplosclerida; Niphatidae.